Oncorhynchus mykiss (rainbow trout) is the source of this 5173-nucleotide messenger RNA. Its product is annotated as actin filament-associated protein 1. Gene Ontology annotation, cellular component: cytosol. NCBI's taxonomy places the organism in Eukaryota, Metazoa, Chordata, Actinopteri, Salmoniformes, Salmonidae. The record is from RefSeq and is a predicted model, not a curated record. Gene Ontology annotation, molecular function: SH2 domain binding; SH3 domain binding.
ACUGCAAACUUCCAGACAGAGAGAGCGCUGGGCGGAGAGAAACAGUUGCGUCUCGUUUUACAGCGAAGAGAGAGAAGGAGAUACAGAAAAACAGUGAAGGGGACAGAUUUUAAAGCGCAGUCUUCCCUCGGCGCACUUGCUGAUAAGACACGAUUAGCUCUCUAUAUUAUAGUUGCCUGCCAGCACCGUGGUGCAAAACUGCAGAUGCAAGCAUUCAAACAAGAUCCGCUCAGUUUCUGAGCCGAACAGGACAUGCAGGCACAGGCAGUUUGACUAUCGAGAGUUUUGAAAGAGGGAGGAGGACGGAAGGAAGGAAGCAAAAAGGGAAGAGGAGGAGAAAAGAGCCGGAGAAAAGUUUGAAAGGAUACGCGAGACCGGAGACGUUGCCGGUUGGUCACCGUAAAGAAAGGCUAUUCAAAGCUGGUAUCGCGGGGAAAAUCUAUCCUCGGAUAAACAGACGAGGGUCGGUCGUUGGCCGCUGCCGGGUGGGGAGAGGGAUUGUAUUGAUAUUCGGCAGCUGCCGGGAACGCGCCUGAUUCCGUUUGCUGUUUGGGGAAUAGAUGCGCUGGGAAGCCACGAUGCGGAGCGAUCCCAUUUUGUUCGCUUCCAGGGCCAUGGAGGAGUUGGUGUGUGAGCUUCGUCUGUUCCUGGACCUGCUGGACAGGGAAUAUCUGAGCGCUGGGGUCAGGGAGAAGAAGAUGCUCAUCUCCAACAUCCUUCACAGGGUCCUCACCGCUAAAGAGCCCUCGUUCAAGUCAGAGGACCACAGCAGCCUUUCUGCACCCCCUCAGAUGCCACUCCCUGAGAUCCCACACCCCUGGCUCCCUCCAGACAACGGGCCUCCUCCUCUCCCCAGCUGCUCUCUCCCAGAGGGAUACUAUGAAGAGGCCGUCCCCCUCAGUCCUGGAAAAGCCCCAGAAUACAUCACUUCCAACUAUGAUUCUGACCAGAUGAGCAGUUCGUAUGAGUCGUAUGACGAGGAGGAGGAGGAUGGGAAGGGAAACAGAGGGAAGAAGAUGCGACACCAGUGGCCUAGCGAGGAGGCCUCCAUGGGUCUGGUCAAGGACGCACGCAUCUGUGCCUUCCUGCUGCGCAAGAAACGCUUCGGCCAGUGGACCAAGCUGCUCUGUGUCAUCAAGGACAACAAGCUGCUGUGCUACAAGUCAUCUAAAGACCAGACACCCCAGAUGGAGCUGCUGUUAUCAGGCUGUAGCAUCACACAUGUCCCCAAGGACGGCAAGAAGAAGAAACACGAGCUGAAGAUAGUCCACCAGGGGGCAGAUGCCCUGGUCCUGGCCGUGCAGAGCAAAGAGCAGGCUGAGGAGUGGCUCAAGGUGAUGAGGGAGGUGUGCAGUAAUGGCUGUGACUCAGAUGUAGCAGGGUCUCCUGUGCACAAGCCCGACCUGGAGAAGAAGGUGUUGUGUGAUAGGCCGAGCUCAGACGGAGAGCCGCCCAAUGAGAACGGACACACCGUCACCGACUGUAAGGACCAAGGUAAAGGGAAGAAGGACUCUCAGAAGAGUCAGAAGGGAGGCACUCUGAGUAAAGGGGCGGGGAAGAAGAUCACUAAGAUCAUUGGCUUAGGCAAGAAGAAGCCGUCCACUGACGAACAGACCUCUUCAGCCGAGGAGGACAUACCCACCUGUGGCUACCUGAACGUGCUGUCCAAUAACCGCUGGCGUGAGCGUUGGUGUCGUCUGAAGGACAACCAGCUGCUGCUUCAUAAGGACCGUACUGAUCUGAAGACCCACACGGCCAGCCUGCCCCUCAGAGGCUGCGAGGUCAGCCCCGGACUGGACUCCAAACACCCCUUCGCCUUCCGCCUUCUCCGCAACGGACAGGAGGUGGCUGUACUGGAGGCGUCCUCCUCAGAGGUCAUGGGUCGGUGGCUAGGGAUGCUGCUAGCUGAAACAGGCUCUAUCACAGACCCUGCUGCCUUACAUUACGAUUACAUAGAUGUAGAGACUACCGCAAACGUUAUCCAGCUGGCCAAGCAGUCCUUCUGCUUCACUAGUAAACGUGCUGUAUCUCCCAACCCUUAUCUGGACAACCCUGCCAACAGUUACGCAUGUCCCUCUGGAAUGGCACUGCACUAUGAUGAUGUGCCCAUCAAUGGAACGGACCCUGAGGCGCUGUACUCCAGCCCUGCCACCGGAGGGCGACGUCUGAGAGAGGAGGUGUUGUAUGAGAACACUGACCCCGACCUGUAUGAGAACAUGCCUUCGCCCAAGCUGGCUGCCCGCUACUCCCCCAAGCCCAGUCGUCUGGCAUCAUCCUCCUCCUCCUCCUCUUCCUCCAGCCACUACAAAACCCCUGGCCCUGUCAAAUCCAAACUCCUCUCCUCUUCCUCCGCUUCCUCGGCUAACACUAACACUAAAGCCGUUGCUCAGCUGAAGGGAAAAAAGGUCCCAGUGACCAAUGGGACAGCGUCUAAACAGAAGGUGGACAAGAACCAGGCCAAGAAGACCAAUGGAACAACCAAUGGAACAGCAUCUGUGAAACGCAACAACUCCAGUGCAGAGCAGUAUAAGUACGGUAAGAACCGUGUGGAGGCGGACGCCAAGAUGCUGCAGGCUAAAGAGGAGGAGCUAAUCAACAGAAAGCAGGACAUCAGGAACCGUCUGACCCAGCUGAAGAAGGACAGGAAAGACCUGCGCACCGCCAUGGAGGCCAGCACCGCUAAGCGCUCCGCUGGGUCCCUGGCGGAGCGGCUGAAAAAGGUGGAGGACGAGUGCAAGCUGAAGGAGGACGAGCGGGUGAGCCUGGAGCUGGAGAUGACAGAGGUCAAGGAGAGUCUGAAGAAGGCCCUGAACGGAGGAGUCACUCUGGGACUCACCAUCGAGCCCAAGUCUGGCACCUCCAGCCCACAGUCCCCAGUGUUGCUGAGGCGUACCCUAGAGAACUCUCCCAUCUCCAGCUGUGACACCAGCGACACAGAGAGCUGUUCUACUCUGCCCGUCAACAGUGCCUCCCUCCUCCGCAGAACGACCAAUCAGAAACCCUCGGCCGUCCGCGGCCAUGUCCUCAAGAAGGCAAAGGAAUGGGAGAUGAAGACUGGCACAUGAGCAACAACUCUGUUCACAACAGUCCUAUCUUAUUAGCUUUCUAUUUUAUUUUAAUGCGUGUAUAUAUUUAUUUAAAUCAGUUCGUAUGGGGAGGAAGGUUGAAGAGGAGUACACUACAAGCAUAGCCAAACAGAGAGACGAUCAAGACAAUGCUGAUUUUUUUUGUUUUUUGUCUACUUUAUUUCCUGGACAUAAAGAACUAGCAGUCUUUUUCUAGCGUACCAUUGUGUAAUACCAUGUCAUGUUUCAACUACUCUGUCGUGUGCUUUUGUAUCGCCCAAUCUUGUGUUUUUUUGUUCGUUUUUGUUUUGCAGUCAUCCCCUUUCAUACAGUCUCUUGUUGCCUGUUUCUCCAUCACAUAAAACAAUCAGGUUUCUACAACUCGUGGGGUUCCAAAAUCAAGUGCAUAUUUAUUUGUAAAUGUUUCUUAGGUAAAUACUAGCAUCCUUGUGAUUAUUUAUGUUGAUAAUAUUUAAUGCUUGUUGUAUUGUAUAGCUCCCUCUCUUUAGAACAGGAACUGCACUGUGCCACUAAUGUCCACAGCAUCUGGAUCCAGCCGUUAGUAUCACUGUUGGGCAAUCCAGAUGAUUUUCAAAUCAUCAAACCAACAAUACACCUACAGUACUCCUAGUCCUUAGUGGUUGAUGCCUGGGAGUGGGCCUUUGGAAUGUGCCACUCGGUAAAGUGCGGGUCAGACUAAGGCGUGGCGGUGUUCUGGUGAGUUUGGCCACUGGCGUUGGAAAAGUCCUCAACCUCAAGUAAUGUAGCCUCUUGUAUUUACACUUCUACAUCCAGGAGCCUCGGGCCAGCUCUUUUAAUCAUGCCACUGGUGCACUAUAACCCAGUGGUCUGGUCUCACUCUGUGUGUGUGUGUGUGUGUGUGUGUGUUAGUUUAUGUGUGUAUGUAUGCAUUAGUUUGUGUGUGUGUGUGUGUGUUUUAAAAUGUCUUGAGGCACAUUCCAACCCCAUCAUUAAUACACUGUUAGAAAUAGAGGCCUGUAUGGUCAGAAAUACUGUGUGUUCUCUGCUUCAACCAGAGACUGUAAUCUGGUUGUGGAUUCUUGAACUUCCAGCUGCUCUAGCAACACGUUUCAGCUCAUACACAUCACACACACACAUCACACACACACACACACACACCACAGACACGUUUAUCUAAUGUAUUUCUAAUGCUGUUUUUGGUAAUGAUUUUACCACAUCUACAGUACACUGCAAAAUAUUCCCAUAUCCACACUGCUCAGUGUAAUCUAACCACGGUGCUUUGUAGGGGUGAGACGUAGCAUGUUGAUGUACUACUGCAAGCAAGCUAAGUUUUUACUAUUUUUACUCAAAGGCACGUUUACCUUUAAAACGUCUGGUUUAUGGUGCAUUUAUUGGCCUAGUUGGAAUAUGAGGCUGUGCGUAACAAAAAUGGCCGCCAACAGCUGUUUUCAAAUUAUCAGUGUACAUGUUUGUAUCCCUCUUUGCCUCUCUAUUCAUUCAGAUUGAGGUUGGGGUUCAAUCCCAUCGCGGGUUAAAUGCAUCGUGGUGUUUUAAAGGCAAUUGAGUCGACAUAUGCAGCGUUUAUCGUGAAUGGGAACAUUGCCUUAAAAAGCCUCAAUGCCCAUAACUUGCGAUCGGAUUGGAUCCCGGCCAAAGUCCAACUAGGCUGCGAGUUAGAGCUAGCUCUUCACCACAAGAUGAGGGAGAGAUGAGGAGAAAGGUUUACAGGGAGGGGAGAAAGAGUUACGCAUCUGGUCCAUUUUUGGAUCCCUCUCUUUUCUGUUUAAACAACUUCAAAUCUGAAAUGGGCAGAGAGAGAGAGAUGAUGAUGUCACUCAGAACAUGUGAACCCAUUUUACCUGUACAACGCUUUUUGGGAGGGGACAGGAUGGGAGGAGGAGGGGGGGGGUGUAUUGGGUAAAGGGAGUAGGGGAGAAACAACAAAAGAGUGGAGGGGGGAGAGAGGGGAGGGGUUGGGUGUUUUGGGUAAAGGGAGUAGGGGAGAAACAACAACAAUGUUUGUUUUGCACCUUAGACUUUUCUACUCCAUUGUACUUCUAUUGACAGUCGCCAACUCGGUGACGAACGGCUGUAUAUAAAAAGUAAUAAACCUCUUUACAAAUGUU